Epinephelus moara (kelp grouper) is the source of this 4726-nucleotide messenger RNA. Its product is annotated as zinc finger MIZ domain-containing protein 2-like. The transcript has 21 exons. The record is from RefSeq and is a predicted model, not a curated record. Gene Ontology annotation, biological process: protein sumoylation; regulation of transcription by RNA polymerase II. Lineage: Eukaryota; Metazoa; Chordata; Actinopteri; Perciformes; Serranidae. The coding region runs from base 571 to 3426 and encodes 951 amino acids. Gene Ontology annotation, molecular function: zinc ion binding; SUMO ligase activity.
UGAGUGUGUGUGUGUGUGUGAGUGUGUGGGUGUCUCAGUGUGUCUCUGUCUCCUCCUCACCCUGACCGGCAGUAAUGCAGAGGAAGCACCGGAGCUAACGUCAGCCGUGUGUCUCCAGUGAGCCUCAGAUAUUAAAGUUAUAUUGUGAGCGUGUGCUGAGCUGGUCCUGGAGCUGCGGGGGAUGGUGUCUCCUCCUGAAGCCGGAUAAUCAGACGCAGAGGCCGGCGGCAGGGACGGCUAGCUGGCUGAAGUUUAGCCCAGGACCGCUGGGUGGGAUCUCGGCCUCCGUGCGGGAUUUUAACGGGAUAUUUGUGGACAUAUAUCGGUGGAUCGGUACCGGCUGUGGAGCCGCACUGUGCUGGCUGCUGGGUGCGCUCGGUCCUUGAUGCCCCGGAGGCCCGGAGGAUCUCAGACUGCGGAGCCCCGGAGCAGGGCUCGGAUACCCGGGGAAGCAGAGGAGGUAGGUCGGCUGUGGGGGAAACUACAUCUCGUGUCACCGUGUCGCUGUGUGACUCAGGAGUUUGUCCGUCUGUCUGAUUGGACCCCGGUGGACCACCAGCCCCUCCCAUCAUGAACCCUCUGAAUCAGAUGAAGGCUGGACUGGCCAACAACCCACACAGCGAGGGUUCGUACCCCUACGACCCCUCCAGCUGGCAGCAGCCCAACAACCAGCCCACAGGAUCCCUCUCCGUGGUAACCACCGUCUGGGGAGUGACCAAUCCCUCGGCCAGCCAGGGUAUGGGUGGAGGGGUGAUGGGGCCCGGGGCCAACCCAGGAGGGGGGCCCAUGAUGCAGGGCCCUGGGGGUCCGGGCAUGGCCGGUGGUCCCGGAGGCUACAUGGGUCAGCAGGGCUACGGAGAGCCCAGCAAAGGCUACAUGAACCAGGGCAUGUACGGCCGGACGACUGGGGGCUACGCUGGAGGACCAGGAGGCUACACUGGGAGUUACCCAUCAAACCCCGGCGGCUCCAGAGGUUCAGCUGACUUCACUCAGGCCGCUGCAGCCGCCGCCGUCGCUGCUGCCGCUGCCACGGCAACCGCCACGGCCACGGCAACUGUCGCCGCCAUCCAGGAGAAACAAAACCAGGAAAUGAACUAUGGACAGUUGGGAGGUCCGGCCUACAACAACCAGUUCAUGGCCCACUCUGGCCCCCGUGGCCCCCCUGGCAUGGCUCCUGGAGGUAUGGGCCCCGGGCCUGGACCCACCAGGGGUCCCCCCUCAAUGGGCCCCAUGUACGGCCCUGGUGGCGGCCCCCAGAGGGUCCCUCAGCACCCAAACUACGGCCCUGGACCACAGCAGGGCCACCUGAGGCCGCCACAGGGCCUCAAACGGCCCUACAACUCUGAGUCUUUCCCAGGAAUGUCUCAGCAGUACGGCGUUCCCGUCGGUCCCAGUGUGAACGUGAUGUCAGGUCCUGGUGGCGCCGGUGGUUCAAUCCCAGGGUCAGGCGGAGGCGGUCACGGCGGCCCCGGUCCGUACGCCGGCCCCAACAUGCAGUAUCAUCCAGGUCCUGGUGGUCCAGGUCCCGCCCCCCAGCGAUCAGGCUCCUCCCCCUCCUAUCAGACCCAUAAGAUGCCCCUCCCACAGUACCCCCCCUCUGGACCCCCCAACUCACAGUACUACAAGCAGGAGCAGUUUAACGGUCAGGGUGGAAGUUUGAACGCUCUGACAACGGGGGGCGCCGGUGGAGUCUACAACUCCUUCAACCAGCCGUCUGGGCCUGGUCGAGGGUUGCCAGGUUACCCCUCCUCGCCUGUUCCUGGAAACCCGACCCCUCCCAUCACCCCCAGCAGCUCCAUGGCCCCGCCCUACAUGUCGCCCGGCAACAGUGACGUCAAGCCGCCGCCCUCCUCUUUCCUGCCUGACAUCAAACCCAACAUGGGCGGACUGCCGCCGCCGCCUCCCACAGGUAACCCCAGCGAUGACCUGCGGCUGACCUUCCCAGUGCGUGACGGCGUGGUCCUGGAGCCCUUCAGAUUAGAGCACAACCUGGCGGUCAGCAACCACGUCUUCCAGCUGAGAGACUCUGUCUACAAAACACUCAUCAUGAGACCGGAUCUGGAGCUCCAGUUUAAGUGUUACCACCACGAAGAUCGACAGAUGAACACUAACUGGCCCGCCUCCGUCCAGGUGAGCGUGAACGCGACUCCUCUCACCAUCGAACGAGGCGACAACAAAACUUCCCACAAGCCUUUGUACCUGAAGCAGGUGUGUCAGCCGGGCAGGAACACCAUCCAGAUCACCGUCACCGCCUGCUGCUGCUCUCACCUGUUUGUCCUCCAGCUGGUUCAUCGUCCGUCGGUCCGUUCAGUGCUUCAGGGUCUGAUGAAGAAGAGGCUGCUGCCUGCCGAGCAUUGUGUCACUAAGAUAAAGAGGAACUUUAGCAGCGGUUCGAUCCCCGGGACUCCCGGGUUAAACGGAGAGGACGGCGUGGAGCAGACGGCCAUCAGAGUGUCGCUGAAAUGUCCCAUCACUUUCCGCCGCAUCCAGCUGCCCGCCAGAGGUCACGACUGCAGACAUAUACAGUGCUUUGAUCUGGAGUCGUACCUGCAGCUCAACUGUGAGAGAGGAACAUGGAGGUGUCCUGUGUGCAAUAAAACAGCUCUGUUAGAAGGUCUGGAGGUGGAUCAGUACAUGCUGGGAAUCCUCAUCUACGUUCAGAACUCCGAGUACGAGGAGAUCACCAUCGACCCAGUGUGCAGCUGGAAGCCGGUUCCUGUGAAGCCCGACAUCCACGUGAAGGAGGAGUCAGACGGCCCCGUGUUGAAGCGCUGCCGGACGCUCAGCCCGACUCACAUGGUCCUGCCCAGCGUCAUGGAGAUGAUCGCAUCACUAGGCCCCGCCCCCACCUCGGCCACCACCUCCUCCUCCUCCCCAAUGCCCUACCCUCCCGUAUCUGCAGGGGGCAGCAAUAACAGCAACACACCGGACUACCCAGGCCCAGCUCCGUCCUACCCCAGCAGUCAGUCUGCAGGCUUCUCAGACUUCAGUGGUCCUGGUACUCCUGGUGUGGGGGGGGACUUCUCCUCCCCCGGGCCCCCCCCCCUCUCCUACCAGUCUGAGCUCUCCAGCGCCCUCCUCACCCCCGACAAACCCCCCCCUCACCCGCUGGCUGGACAGAUGUCAGUCUCGGGCCGUCUGGACUCCACUUCCCAUGGUGCUCCUCUCUCCCAGCAGCAGUCGCAGGGUCUCCACGGCAACUCCCAAAUGGGGGGCGGCAACCAGAUGAUGCAGCGUAGCAACCAGAAUCCCCGUCUCCAAGGCGACAGCUCCUUCGCUCUCGGGGGGUCAUCGGAGGUUCCUGAACCUUCUCUGGACUUGCUCCCGGAGUUGACCAACCCGGACGAGUUGCUGUCGUACCUCGGACCUCCGGACCUCCCAAACAACAACAACGACGACCUGCUGUCGCUGUUUGAGAACAACUGAACACACACACACACACACACACACACACACACACACACACACACACACACACAGAACUUUACUGUAACAUACGAACUCUUUCUCUCCUCAACCGCCAACACGAGUGGUGGUCCAACAUGGCCGCCGCCGUCUGCACAGGAUGGAGUGGACAAUAUGAAAAAAAAUCAUCUUUUAAAUAUGAAAACUCUUUGAUGUGUGACGAUGAUGAUGGUAACUUUAUUUUAUUGUUUUUUUAUCUUUAAACUGUAUUUUGAUGCUUCAUCCUUCAUUCCCUGUCGGAGCCGACGGCCGCGCUGCUCACAGGAAGCUGCAGGCGAUUUAAAGAUGGCGACGACCACGCGGCUGCCGUGACGACAGCUGACUGUGACGUGUGGUCGAUUAAAUCCAGAAUGUUUGUUUCUGGUCCAAAUGAGUUUGAAACGACGAGCUUUAAGGAGCGUCUGUGUUCACAGACAGGAUGUGAAGGUUGACGCCGUUUACACUCAGCCACGAAUGAUGAGUUUAUUUCCCAGGAUUCAAAGUUUUAAACAGAACUGCAGAUGAUUCAUCAGAAGGUGACGUUUUGCUCUGAUCCUCUGAUGUUGUUCACGCGUGAGGUCACAUGGUCACAGUCAGUCCCUCAAGGAAGUCGUGAUCACAGUUUCAGCCAAUCGCUGUGAAUUCUGAGCGACUUAAUUUUGUCCAACUGCAGAUUUGACUCUUUAAAACAGGUCAAAUCUGAUUUUAUUGCAGAGCUGCGUGCAGCGUAUUGAUUCGCUCAGCCCCUCAGUGACAGAGCUAACUGUUAGCAUCACAAAGCUAACGUUACCAAACAGUUAUUAACGUGUUUAAAGACAGAGUCCAGCUUGACCUCACAAUUUUUAUUGCAAAACACGCCCAUAAACAUCACAACAUCCCAGCUGCCACCAGACAUCAAUAUAAAAUUAGAGAGGCGUUGGACUCUAACGUCGCACAGAUCUUGAAAACGUUCAUAUUUCACGUUGCGUGGAUGUUAACAAUAUGAUGUUUUGUUCUCAGCACCUCUCGACUAAAUCUCGUUAUUCUACGUCUGGACAUCGUAGACGUUUGGAAGAUGUUGGAUUUUGGUUACAACAAGACCUGAAACCAACAAAAUAUCAACGUCAUCUGCUGUUAGUAUUCUAUGUCAAACUGAUGUUGGAAGCAGACGUCAUCCUGACCUUGAACUUUGGUCACGUGACGUGACAACCUAAAUUUAACCAAAUAUCAGCGUCUGAUGGCGGCAGCGCGGAUGCUUCACAAUUUUUAUUUUGUUUUAGAAAAGCUGACAAAUGAGACAUGU